AUGAGCUGCCUACUGCACGGUGAGCUGAGGCACAGCACUGACCGCGAUCCUUACAACGUACGAACAACACCGACAUACACUGACCGCGAUCCUUACAACGUACGAACAACACCGACAGACACUGACCGCGAUCGUUACAACGUACAAACAACACCGACAGACACUGACCGCGCUCCUUACAACGUACGAACAACAUCGACAGACACAGACCGCGAUCGUUACAACGUACAAACAACACCGACAGACACUGACCGCGCUCCUUACAACGUACGAACAACACCGACAGACACUGACCGCGAUCGUUACAACGUACAAACAACACCGACAGACACUGACCGCGCUCCUUACAACGUACGAACAACACCGACAGGCACUGACCGCGAUCCUUUCAACGUUCGAACAACACCGACAGACACUGACCGCGAUCGUUACAACGUACAAACAACACCGACAGACACUGACCGCGCUCCUUACAACGUACGAACAACACCGACAGACACAGACCGCGAUCGUUACAACGUACGAACAACACCGACAGACACUGACCGCGUUCCUUACAACGUACGAACAACACCGACAGACACUGACCGCGUUCCUUACAACGUACGAACAACACCGACAGACACAGACCGCGAUCGUUACAACGUACGAACAACACCGACAGACACUGACCGCGCUCCUUACAACGUACGAACAACACCGACAGACACAGACCGCGAUCGUUACAACGUACGAACAACACCGACAGACACUGACCGCGAUCCUUACAACGUACAAACAACACCGACAGACACUGACCGCGAUCCUUACAACGUACAAACAACACCGACAGACACUGACCGCGAUCCUUACAACGUACGAACAACACCGACAGACACUGACCGCGAUCCUUACAACGUACGAACAACACCGACAGGCACUGACCGCGAUCCUUACAACGUACGAACAACACCGACAGACACUGACCGCGAUCCUUACAACGUACGAACAACACCGACAGACACUGACCGCGAUCCUUACAACGUACGAACAACACCGACAGGCACUGACCGCGAUCGUUACAACGUACGAACAACACCGACAUACACUGACCGCGAUCCUUACAACGUACGAACAACACCGACAGACACAGACCGCGAUCCUUACAACGUACGAACAACACCGACAGGCACUGACCGCGAUCGUUACAACGUACGAACAACACCGACAGACACUGACCGCGAUCGUUACAACGUACGAACAACACCGACAGACACUGACCGCGAUCCUUACAACGUACGAACAACACCGACAGGCACUGACCGCGAUCCUUACAACGUACAAACAAGACAAACAGACACUGACCGUGAUCCUUACAACGUACGAACAACACCGACAGGCACUGACCGCGAUCGUUACAACGUACGAACAACACCGACAUACACUGACCGCGAUCCUUACAACGUACGAACAACACCGACAGACACAGACCGCGAUCCUUACAACGUACGAACAACACUGACAGGCACUGACCGCGAUCCUUACAACGUACGAACAACACCGACAGACACUGACCGCGAUCGUUACAACGUACGAACAACACCGACAGACACAGACCGCGAUCGUUACAACGUACGAACAACACCGACAGGCACUGACCGCGAUCCUUACAACGUACGAACAACACCGACAGGCACUGACCGCGAUCGUUACAACGUACGAACAACACCGACAGACACUGACCGCGAUCCUUACAACGUACGAACAACACCGACAGGCACUGACCGCGAUCCUUACAACGUACAAACAAGACAAACAGACACUGACCGUGAUCCUUACAACGUACGAACAACACCGACAGACACUGACCGCGAUCCUUACAACGUACGAACAACACCGACAUACACUGACCGCGAUCGUUACAACGUACGAACAACACCGACAGACACUGACCGCGAUCCUUACAACGUACGAACAACACCGACAGACACUGACCGCGAUCCUUACAACGUACGAACAACACCGACAGGCACUGACCGCGAUCGUUACAACGUACGAACAACACCGACAUACACUGACCGCGAUCCUUACAACGUACGAACAACACCGACAGACACUGACCGUGAUCCUUACAACGUACGAACAACACCGACAGACACUGACCGCGAUCCUUACAACUUCUCAUGGAAAAUUCACAACACUUGA
This is a messenger RNA of Mya arenaria, 2184 nucleotides long. Its product is annotated as serine-aspartate repeat-containing protein F-like. Bases 1 to 2184 code for a protein of 727 amino acids. The record is from RefSeq and is a predicted model, not a curated record. The transcript has 3 exons. NCBI's taxonomy places the organism in Eukaryota, Metazoa, Mollusca, Bivalvia, Myida, Myidae.